AUGGAUCUGAACUAUACGACCAUCGAUGCCCGUGGGGACAUGCUUCUCGUGGUCGAGAGGGAUGGUGAUCAGAUGUAUACGCGUCUAACCCGGUUCAAUCCCACUCACCGCACAUCCCGGUCCGUUCCAAGCUACUUUCAGGGAAUCGUCGACACCAUCAGCAAAUUCCCUCGCCGGAGCAGUGCCCCCACCACACCAGAACACGAAGUGAUCAGCUCAAACCAUGGACAUCAAGCCGCGCAGUCCGUGCAAACCACAACCUCUAACAGUGACUUUCAGAACCGCCCCGUGCAGGCAAUGAUUCGAGUAUCUUCGGAUCGACUCGGCCAUGCCUCCCCCUACUUCCAGAAGAAACUGAACGACGAGCACAUGUUCAGAGAAGUGGAUGCUCUUCCCGCUCGAUUUGAUAACAUCAGUGCUAUUUUCAUCCUGCUCAAUGCCAUUCACGGUCGCGUCCCAAAUGUCCCACGCCACGUUACCCCGGACACAUUGUGCAUGAUUGCUCUCCUGACUGAGCUCUGGGGGUGCCACAAUAAUAUGAUGGCUUUCAGUGAAAUUUGGGUCAUUAACAUGUCCGAGUCAAUUCCUAAGACAUACGACAGUGAUGUGGCUGAGUGGAUUUACAUCGCCUGGGUGUUCCGUCACCGUAGUCUCUUCUGGUAUAUCACUCGUGUCGCCAUUCGAGGAAGUACCGGGGUGAUUCUGAAACAUGGACUGCCGAUUCCUGAUGGGGUGCUGAAACACAUUGAUAUGGCCCGCCAGAAACACGUCGAUGCCAUCGUCAUCUCGCUCUACCAGCGCAUGGAAUCCAUCCUUGAGGAAGGCGGCUGCUGUCAGGCCUGCGAUACGAUGAUCGUUGGCCAGUUGAUGACAGAGAUGAAGCCAAAAGACCUUUUCCCGCCGCCCCAGGCGCCGUAUGAGGGAUGGAGCAUCGACCGUCUCCUGCGAAUGCUUUCGGCCGUGCCGGAGCCUCAAUGCACGCGCUUGUUUCAUGCGUCCUUGGGCUGUCCCCGGGGCCCCUGUGAAUUGUUUCCGGCGACUCGUACUCUCAUAAAGCUGGUGGAUGUAGAAGCAAUCGGCCUGGACUUCGACUGGGUGGUUGAUAAUAUUUGA
This is a messenger RNA of Aspergillus welwitschiae, 1113 nucleotides long. RefSeq lists its product as uncharacterized. The transcript has 3 exons. The coding region runs from base 1 to 1113 and encodes 370 amino acids. NCBI's taxonomy places the organism in Eukaryota, Fungi, Ascomycota, Eurotiomycetes, Eurotiales, Aspergillaceae. The record is from RefSeq and is a predicted model, not a curated record.